Messenger RNA from Carlito syrichta (Philippine tarsier), 2863 nucleotides. RefSeq names its product complement factor B (gene CFB). Bases 293 to 2809 code for a protein of 838 amino acids. Gene Ontology annotation, biological process: proteolysis; complement activation. Gene Ontology annotation, molecular function: serine-type endopeptidase activity. NCBI's taxonomy places the organism in Eukaryota, Metazoa, Chordata, Mammalia, Primates, Tarsiidae. The transcript is spliced from 18 exons. Gene Ontology annotation, cellular component: extracellular region. The record is from RefSeq and is a predicted model, not a curated record.
GGCCUGGGUGCAGGGAGAGGCCAGAAAGACUCCAGCAACUACAGGAAGGCAGGUCAGAGACCCCACUGGACAAACAGUGGCUGGACUCUGCCCCGUAACACACAGUCAACAGGAGAGUAAGCUGGGGUCCUUGUUUCUGGUCCCUAAGUGGGUAGUCUGAGCUUAUUGGGGAGGAGCUGGGGCCUGAGAGGCGGUGCCGAAGGGGAGAGUCCUGGACCUUGGGCAGCAAAAGGUGGGAGUUGUAUAGUUUCUAUUUCCUUGACUGGCAGUUUAGCGGGGCCCUCCCGCUCGGAUGUUCCCGGAAAGUGAUGUGGGCAGGGCAGGCGGGGCAAGCCGCAGAUACCAGAACAAAGAUUGCAUAAAAGGUUGGGGGACGGUGGGGGGCAGGGGAAGGGAAUGCGACCAGGCUCAGGUCUGCAGUCUCAGCUCAGACACUGAGCCAAGCAGACACACAGAGCAAGGCCAGACAGGUCAUUCUGACCCAAUCCCAGCUUUUCUCCUGCCUUCCAUUGCCAUGGGGAGCAACCUUAGCCCCCUACUCUGCCUGAUGCCCUUGGUCUUGGGCCUCUUGUCUCAAGGUGUGAGCACAACUCCAUUGCCCUUCACCAGGCCCCAAGUCUCCUGCUCUCUGGAGGGGGUAGAGAUCAAAGGUGGCUCCUUCCAACUUCUCAAGGAGGGCCAGGCGCUGGAGUAUGUGUGUCCUUCUGGCUCCUACCCGUACCCUGUGCAGAUUCGCACCUGCAGGUCCACGGGGUCCUGGAGCAGCCUGAAGACGCGAGACCAAACGGUUGUCAAGAAGGCAGAGUGCAAAGCAAUUCACUGCCCAAGACCACAGGACUUCGAGAAUGGGGAAUACUGGCCCCGGUCUCCCUACUACAAUGUGAGUGAUGAGAUCUCUUUUCACUGCUAUGAUGGUUACACUCUUCGGGGCUCUGCCAAUCGCACCUGCCAAGUGAAUGGUCGGUGGAGUGGGCAAACAGCAAUCUGUGACAAUGGAGCAGGGUACUGCUCCAACCCGGGCACCCCCAUAGGCACAAGGAAAGUGGGCAGCCAGUACCGCCUUGAGGACAGCGUCACCUACUACUGCAGUCGGGGGCUUACCCUGCGUGGCUCCCAGCGGCGAACUUGUCAAGAAGGUGGCUCUUGGAGUGGGACAGAGCCUUCCUGCCAAGACUCCUUCAUGUAUGACACCCCUCAAGAGGUGGCCGAAGCCUUCCUAUCUUCCCUGACAGAGACCAUAGAAGUAGUUGACGCCGAGGAUGGGCACAGUCCAGGAGAACAUCAGAAGCGGAAGAUUGUCCUGGACCCCUCAGGCUCCAUGAACAUCUACCUGGUGCUGGAUGGAUCAGACAGCAUUGGGGCCAGAAACUUCACAGGCGCCAAGAAGUGUCUAAUCAACUUAAUUGAGAAGGUGGCAAGUUAUGGAGUGAGACCAAAAUAUGGUCUAGUGACAUAUGCCACAGACCCCAGCAUUUGGAUCAAAGUGUCUGAUGAACAUAGCAGUGAUGCAGACUGGGUCACAGAGAAGCUCAACCAAAUCAGUUAUGAAGACCACCAUGCUAGGUCAGGGACUAACACCAAGAAGGCCCUCCUGGCAGUGUACAGCAUGAUGAACUGGCCAGAGGACACUCCUCCUGAAGGCUGGAACCGUACCCGCCAUGUCAUCAUCCUCAUGACUGAUGGCUUGCACAACAUGGGUGGAGACCCAGUCCCUGUCAUUGAUGAAAUCCGUGACUUGCUGUAUAUUGGCAAGGAUCGCAAAAAUCCAAGGGAAGAUUAUCUGGAUGUUUAUGUGUUUGGAGUUGGGCCUCUGGUAGACCAAGAAAACAUCAAUGCUUUGGCUUCCAAGAAAAACAACGAGCAACAUGUGUUCAAAGUAAAGGAUAUGGAAAACCUGGAAGACAUUUUCUUCCAAAUGAUUGAUGAAACCAAGACUCUGAGUCUCUGUGGCAUGGUUUGGGAACACAGGGAAGGUACUGAUUACCACAAGCAACCAUGGCAGGCCAAGAUCUCAGUCACUCGCCCUUCGAGUGGACAUGAGAACUGUAUGGGGGCUGUGGUGUCCGAGUACUUUGUGCUGACAGCAGCACACUGUUUCACUGUGGAUGACCAGAAACACUCGAUCAAGGUUGGCGUGGGAGGGAAGAGACAGGAACUAGAGGUAGAAGAAGUCUUAUUUCACCCCAACUACAAUAUCAAUGGGAAAAAGGAAGCAGGAAUUCCUGAAUUUUAUGACUACGACAUUGCCUUAAUCAAGCUCAAGAAUAAGCUGAAGUAUGACCAGACUGUCAGGCCCAUUUGCCUCCCCUGCACUGAGGGAACAACUCGAGCUUUAAGGCUUCCUCAGACAACCACUUGCCAGCAACAAAAGGAAGUACUUCUCCCUGCAAAGAAUAUCAAAGCUCUGUUUGUGUCUGAGGAAAAAAAGAAGCUGACUCGGAAGGAGGUCUACAUCAAGAACGGGGAUAAGAAAGCCAGCUGUGAGAAAGAUGCUCUACGUGCCCCAGGCUAUGACAAAGUCAAGGAUGUAUCUGAGGUGGUCACUCCCCAGUUCCUUUGCACUGGAGGGGUGGAUCCCUAUGCUGACCACAAUACUUGCAGAGGUGAUUCGGGUGGUCCCCUGAUUAUUCACAAGAGAAGUCGCUUCAUUCAAGUUGGUGUAAUCAGCUGGGGAGUAGUGGAUGUCUGCAAAAACCAGAAGCGGCAAAAGCAGGUACCUGCUCAUGCCCGAGACUUUCACAUCAACCUUUUCCAAGUGCUGCCCUGGCUGAAGGAGAAACUCAAAGAUGAAGAUCUGGGUUUUCUAUAAGGGGUUUCCUGCUGGAAAGGGGCACGGGACUGAAUUAAAACAGCUGCGACAACA